Astyanax mexicanus (Mexican tetra) is the source of this 5478-nucleotide messenger RNA. It is a transcript of the gene ift140, whose product is annotated as intraflagellar transport 140 homolog (Chlamydomonas). Gene Ontology annotation, cellular component: intraciliary transport particle A; axoneme; ciliary basal body. The record is from RefSeq and is a predicted model, not a curated record. Gene Ontology annotation, biological process: intraciliary retrograde transport. The coding region runs from base 167 to 4615 and encodes 1482 amino acids. NCBI's taxonomy places the organism in Eukaryota, Metazoa, Chordata, Actinopteri, Characiformes, Acestrorhamphidae. The transcript is spliced from 30 exons. Gene Ontology annotation, molecular function: protein binding.
UGUCUCGGUAACCGGGACUCAACGCCUCUCGACCAGCAGCAGCAGCGAAAACACGGAGGAUCCGGUACAAAUGAGAGUAAAAAGAGAACAAACCGCUUCAUAUAAAGUCGAAUCUGAAUAAAACGGAUUACGGGCUUUUCUGCGGACCGGUACAGAGCGCUGGGGUAUGGCUGUGUAUUUUGAUCACCGGGUUCAGGCUCCAGACAGCAGUGGAUCAGCAGCUCUCUUAGCCUGGCACUCCUCUCAGCCCCUGCUGGCAGUCGCUUCCAUCAACCCUGCAUCCGGAGGAAGUGUAGACAUCUACCUGCAGCAGGGGGAGCAUGUGGAGUUGUGUCAUGUGGAGCGUGGGUUCAGCCCGGCGCUGCUGCGGUGGCACCCCACUAAACCCCUGCUGGCGGUGGGCUGGGAGACGGGCGAGACCCUGCUCCUCACACACCCCCACGGAGAACAGACCCUCCUGCCCCAGAACACACACACCGCCUGCAUCACACUGCUGGAGUGGAGCUCCAGUGGAGCCAGACUGGUGACUGGAGAUGAGGCAGGGGUUCUAGCCUUGUGGAAGGUGGAUGCUAGAGGAAGACUGCAUGGGAAUCAUGUGACCAAACAACAAUACAACAAACCCCUAACCACCUGCAUCUUCAGACCCACACCUCCCACAGAGGAUGUGGCGAUGUUGGCGAAAGCAGCAGUCAGUGGUGAUGAAGAUGCCCUGGAUAAGUUUAAUUGGAGGAAGAGCAGUAAAGGGGGCGGGGUUUGGUCUCCUGGGUCACAAGAAGGACUCACUAUCUACGCCAGCACAGCCGACGGGUGUGUGUACAGUGUGGAUGACCGGGGGCGCAGUGUGUCCCUGCUGACUGUAGAGGGCAGAGUGCAGAAGAUGUUUUAUUCGGAGCGCAGAGCCAUGCUAGCUGUGGUCACCGACUCCCUGCUGCUCUCACAGUUCAGCCUCGGUCCAGAAGGAGGAGCUCAAGAGCUGAGCAAGGUGAAGCUGAGUGGGAGAGGAGGACACACUGCAGAUAUCGUGUGGAUGGAGAGCGGACUCCUGAUCACUGCAUCUGGAGAACAGCACAUCAGGUUGUGGGAUCUAGAGAGAGAUGAUAAUUAUAUUCUGUCUCUGGAUGAGAAUUUGGGCUUUGAGAAAGGAGAACUGCUGAACUGUGUGUCCUACUGCGCUGCCAAAGAUGUCCUUGCCGCAGGAACCAACAGGGGGCGUGUUGCUCUGUGGCAGAUGGUGACAGUGACCAAUCAGAAAGCAGAUACUAAAACUCAGUGGAAGUUACAGACGCCCACCGAGCUGGAGGGGAACAUCACUCAGCUGCAGUGGGGGUCGAGUCUGCAGUUGUUGGCCGUGUGCAGCAGUAGUUCGGUGUUGAUUCUCUCUGAGCAUGUGAUGUGUUCACACUACAGCCAGCAGGUGGCGGCGGUGCAGCUCACACCCACACAGCUGAGCCUGACGUACUUCAGCACGGAUACACACCUCACACUGCGCACCGACACACACAUCCGAGCCGUGCAGCUCGCCAAGGAGACAGUGACUGUCUGGGAUGGGAGAUGUGUGACAGUGUAUGAAGUCUCAGGACAGUCUCUGAGAAGCACAGGCUCGUUCCAGUGUGAUUCUGUGGCUCUAGCGGUUCAUGAAGAGAAUAUUUACACUGUGGAGCCCAACCGGGUACAGGUCCGCACACCACAGGGUACUGUGAAGCAGCUGUUAACGUUUUCUGAGGCGGAGGGAAACCCCAUCAUGCUGGACGUGUGCGGAUCUUACUUGGCCGUAGGGACGGACGCUGCACACGUCAGGGUGUUCGACCUCACACGCAGGGAGGCAAAGCCUUUGUGUAAUGCGAAAAACAUGGCUGAACUCAUUCCUGACCUGGGAGCUCUGAGGUCAGUGAAAUGUAACGCCAGUGGGAACCAGAUCAGCAUCCUCAUCACACAGAUAAACGGGCGUCCAGAUCACAGGGUGUAUUUCUAUGAUGUUGAGAUGGACACACUCUCCCACUUUGACUUUUUCACUGGACGUCCUCUCAGUGGUCUCUCCCAAUCAGACGACAACCAAAGGUCUCGGGAUAAUGAGCUGGAGCUGGCGGGUCGGUAUCCGGUCUCUCAGUUCUGGGAUCAGAGUGAGCCGAGGCUGUUUGUGUGUGAAUCUCUUCUUGUGAACUCUGAGUUUCACCACGUCGACCAAUCACACGCCACGGAGAAGGUGGAGGUGUUGGUGGUGACGUUUUUUGUGACGCAGGAACACGGCCUCCUCCUGCAGGACACACACCCCAAACCCCCCGCACUGCAGGGGCUGCUGGGACUGGAUACACCCUAUUACUACUACACCUGCAAGCUCUUGUUUCGGAGAGGUGGAGUCUUUCUCCCAGAUCCUGGAGAGCAGGACAUGGACAACAAUGUGAGCCCCUCUACCCCGGCUGCAGUUCGUCCCUCCUCCCACAUGGUGGUACGACGAGCUUUGCGAGAUUUCAUUGGUUUAGAGAGCUGCGAGAAGCCGACCAGAGAUGCCAUGCUCAACUUCAGCUUCUACUUGACUAUAGGGGACAUGGAUGAAGCUUUCAGAGCCAUCAAACUCAUCAAGAGUGAGGCUGUGUGGGAGAACAUGGCCCGGAUGUGUGUGAAGAGUCGGCGUCUGGACGUGGCGCGUGUGUGUUUGGGGAAUAUGGGUAAUGCCCGCGCCGCCCGCGCCCUCAGAGAGGCGGAGAAAGAGCCGGAGCUGGAGGCUCGAAUCGCCGUCCUCGCUACACAACUCGGCAUGCUGGAGGACGCUGAGCGUCUGUACCGCUCCUGUGGAAGGUUUGAUCUGCUGAAUAAGUUCUACCAGGCCGCUGGUCGGUGGCAGCAGGCGGUGGAGAUGGCCGAGACUCACGACCGCAUCCACCUACGCACCACCUACUACAGCUACGCCCAGCACCUGGAGGCCAUGGGGGACAAGAGCCUCGCACUCACCUAUUACGAGCGCUCGGAUACCCACCGGUUUGAGGUUCCCCGGAUGCUGAUGGAGGACACGCUCUCUCUGGAGAUCUACAUCAACAAGAUGAAAGACAAGAGCCUGUAUAAGUGGUGGGGUCAUUAUCUGGAGAGCCAAUCAGAUAUGGAGUCUGCACUAAGAUUUUAUGACUACGCUCAGGACUACCUGUCUCAGGUGCGCGUGCACUGUUACCUGGGAAACAUCCAAAAGGCGAGUGAGAUAGCCAAUGAGACGGGCAACAGAGCCGCGUCCUAUCACGUGGCCCGACAGUACGAAGGUCAGGAGAAAAUCAGCCAAUCGGUGCAUUUCUACACGCGAGCGCAGGCCUACAACAACGCCAUCCGCCUGUGUAAAGAGAACAACAUGGACGAGCAGCUGAUGAACCUGGCGCUGCUCAGCAACCCGGAGGACAUGAUGGACACGGCGUGCUACUACGAGGAGAAAGGAGCGCACAUGGACCGAGCCGUCAUGCUCUACCACAAGGCGGGUCAUGUAUCUAAGGCUCUGGAGUUGGCCUUUGCUACAGAGCAGUUUGCAGCGCUGCAGCUGAUCGCAGAGGACCUGAAUGAGAACAGUGACCCCGCCCUGUUAUCACGCUGCUCCGACUUCUUCAUCAAACACUCGCAGUACCAGAAAGCUGUGGAACUGCUGGUGGCUGUCAAGAAGUAUCACGACGCGCUGCAGUUGUGUUUGGACCAGAAUCUGACCAUCACAGAAGAUCUCGCCGAGCGCAUGACUGUGUCACGAGGCUCCGCCCACCUAACAGAGGCGGAGCGCAAAGAACUGCUGGAGCGAAUCGCAGACUCCUGCAUGCGCCAGGGCAACUAUCACCUAGCAACCAAAAAGUACACACAAGCUGGUAAAAAGAUCAAGGCGAUGCGGGCGCUGCUGAAGUCGGGCGAUACGGAGAAGAUUGUGUUUUUUGCGGGAGUUUCUCGGCAGAAGGAGAUCUACGUGAUGGCGGCUAAUUACCUGCAGUCUCUGGACUGGAGGAAAGAUCCAGAAAUCAUGAAGAACAUCAUCAGCUUCUACACCAAAGGACGAGCUCUCGACCUGCUGGCUGGCUUCUACGAGGCCUGUGCACAGGUGGAGAUAGAUGAUUAUCAGAACUAUGAGAAGGCGUUCGGGGCUCUGUCUGAAGCAGGGAAAUGCCUGAAUAAAGCAAAAAGUCGCAGCGGAGACGAGAUCGACCAGCGUCUCACACACCUCACACACAGACUCACACUCAUCCGCAGAUUCAUACAGGCCCGCAGGUUAUAUGAGGAGGAUCCAGCAGCUGCAGUGUUGGAGUGUGAGUCUCUGCUGGAAGAAGAUGAUCUGGACCCUGCAGUCAGAGUGGGGGACGUGUUUGGGUUCCUUGUAGAACAUCACUGCCAAAACGGCAGCUACCAGAAGGCGUGGAGCAGGCUGGAGGAGCUGAGGAGGUCGUACCCGUCGGUGAACGUGAGUUUGUACGUCAGUCAGCAGAGUCUGGAGGCCCUGCAGAGCGCCGCCGGCGUCCGCCUCAACCUCGGAGACAACACACACACACGCAGAGACACGGACAACACACACACACACAGAGACACGGACAACACACACACACACAGCGACGGAGAGGACGACGAGGAGGUGGAGGAGGAGGACGAGAACCUGGAGGACUGAGGGAGUGUUACAAUCACACACAGACAUACACAUAUAUACAGCUCUGCAAAAAAAUAAGAGAUCACUUAAAAAUGAUGAGUUUCUUUGAUUUUACCAAAUUAAAACCUCUGGAAUAUAAUCAAGAGGAAGAUGGAUGAUCACAAACCAUCAAACCACCAAACUGAACUGCUUGAAUUUUUGCACCAGGAGUAAAGCAGCAUAAAGUUAUCCAAAAGCAGUGUGUAAGACUGGAGGAGGAGAACAUGAUGCCAAGAUGCAUGAAAUUAAAACUGUGAUUAAAAACCAACCAGGGUUAUUCCACCAAAUAUUGAUUAUUUCUGAACUCUUAAAACUUUAUGAAUAUGAACUUGUUUUCUUUGCAUUAUUUGAGGUCUGAAAGUUCUGCAUCUUUUUUGUUAUUUCAGACAUUUCUCAUUUUCUGUAAAUAAAUGCUCUAAAUGAGAAUAUUUUUAUUUGGAAUUUGGGAGAAAUGUUGUCUGUAGUUUAUAGAAUAAAACUACAAUGUUCAUUUUACUCAAACAUAAACCUAUAAAUAGCAAAAUCAGAGAAACUGAUUCAGAAACUGAAGUGCUCUCUUAGUUUUUUCCAGAGCUGAAUAUAUACACACCUGCAGUUCAGGUGAAUUAUCAGGUACCCCCAUUGGUUUACGACUGUGUGUAAGAGUGUGUGUGUGUGUGUUUCCGUGUUGCCUUAAAUGACUGACUGACGGACGGAUGGUGUGUAUGCCUUUAGAAACCGUCUCCAGUCUCUUCAGACGCCUGGCUAUUUUAUACACUCCCCAGGUGAUUUAAUAGAUAUGAUAUGUUUUAUAUAUUAUUGUGAAUAGAAAUCUCAUUUUAAUAAAAAUAAUUUUCUACUUAUAA